UGCAAUUUUAUCAUCUUCUUAAUCUAAAAUCUUUUUGGCAAAAAAAUGGCUAAUGCUGAAAACAAUAGUGUCUCUACUCGUUCUUCAGAGCUGUAUCGUGAAAUAUCGCAGAUGGACGAUGAAAUUAUGAAACUCGUGGAGCAAAUUAAUCAGCCAAUUGGUCGGCCUGAUUUUGGUGCCAUUGAAGAAGCCAGGAAGAAGCUAACUGAUAAGAGAAUGAAGUUGGAAGAGCUGUCUAAGAGGAUGAAAGAAGUUAUAAAGGAGAUGGAGGAAACCCCAAAGAGAUAGGUUAUAUUUACUUUUCCAGUGAAGCUCCCUCUUAUAGAUAAAUAAAUAAUUGAGAUGUUGCUUGUGUUCUAAACUCUGAUGAUGAAUGAUAGACAAGUUAAUUAUUUUACUUUUCUUGAAUUGUUUAAGUCUAGUGAGACUUUCAUGUAAGUAAAUAAUUGUUUCAAUGUGUGUC
This is a messenger RNA of Arabidopsis thaliana (thale cress), 463 nucleotides long. RefSeq lists its product as uncharacterized. The record is from RefSeq and is marked reviewed. The coding region runs from base 46 to 288 and encodes 80 amino acids. The transcript has a single exon. NCBI's taxonomy places the organism in Eukaryota, Viridiplantae, Streptophyta, Magnoliopsida, Brassicales, Brassicaceae.